AGCAGAGGGCUGCGGGCACACCCAUCGGGCGCAACGCUCCGGAGACGCCAUCGGGGUUUCGAUGCAAAUCCGUCCCGGGCGGCUCCGGAUCUCUGUGUCAUUUUAGAGAGAGCGACGACGCGCAUAAGAGUCAGUGACGGUUAGAUGGCGAUAAUAAAAGUCUUCACCAUGGAGGGGAGGAUUUCUGCCUUGACUCUCCUGUGUCUGGUGCUGUCAGGUGUCGGUGCCCUCCAGGUGAACAUCCCACAGGACUCAUAUGAGUAUGCCAGAGGUGACAACAUCACACUGCCCUGCAGCUUCACACCCAAAACCCCAUUAAAGGAGACCGAUCUAGUUAUCAUCAAAUGGUCUGAUGAGGCUGCAGAAGUUGGUGCUGAAGAGAACCGGAUUCUCUCUUAUUAUACCCUGAAUAAACAACUUGACAUCACACCGCCAUAUGAAGGUCGGGUAUCCCUGGACGUAGAUGUUUUUAAGGGAAAGGCCGACCUGAAACUGUCCUCCAUCACACUAGCAGACAACAAGGAGUUUCAGUGUAGUGUCCAGAUCCCGGGUGAUGACGAAGGCAAACUGUCUGACAAGGCACAAUUGGUGGUUCUAGUUGCUCCAUCUAUACCCAUCUGUAAGAUCCAGGGUAAAGCAGAGUACGGCCAGAACAUCAACCUGACAUGUCUGUCUAAGGAAGGCUCGCCACCACCCACUUAUAAGUGGGAAAGUCGAGACGUCAGGAACAUGCCUCGUGUUCCAGAUCCAAGAACAACUGACAAGGGAGGCAUCCUGUCUCUUUUCAAUAUCUCCAGAGAAACAUCGGGAUUCUACAUCUGCACCUCCAGUAACAAGAUCCGCUCUGCAACCUGCAACUUGACCCUCUCAGUCAUGCCACCUUCCAUGAACAUAGGCUCGACUGCAGGAAUCAUUGGUGGAGUCGUCGCCGCGCUGAUAUUACUCAUCGUCGUCAUCUAUUGCUGCUGCUGCAGGAAGAAGAAUAAGGAGGAAGAAUAUGCCAUGGGAGUUCGUGAGGAAGAGUACCGUGACAAAGAGCCAGCUUUAAAUGGUGAGAGUCGCCAUGCUGAUGGGCAAGAGGACACAAGAGGUCGUGAUGCCGCCAGCCCUGCCGGCAGCGGUGACCGUUACGAGGAAAGGAGUGAGCGCGACUACGACCGCCGCAGCGACUACAAUGAUCGUCGCAGCGACUACGACGAUCGCCGCAGCGACUACGACGAUCGCCGCAGCGACUACACUGACCGACGUGACCGCAAUGAGCGCUACGACAGUGAGCGCCAUUAUGAUGAUGAACGUCGCUACGAUGACCGCCGUUAUGAUGAUGACCGCUAUGACGAGCCGUACGAUGAUCGUGGACCACCACGUGUGCCUGCCAAUAAGCCCACAAGGAGGGACUACGACGACUAAGGCCACUGACCCUUAUCAGCCGCAAUCUUACAGUUUUCAUCUUGUAAUGAGUGACUUUAGUCCAGGUGUCCAAUUUUUGCCUCCAUUAAUCAAAUUAAGAAGGAAGUGUAAUAGGACUCAACCAGAUGUAGAAUUUUUCUCGGUUGAACUGCAUUUGGCUACGAAGAUUUGAUGAUUUGUUCCUUCUUCAGUUCAGUGCCACACUAAUCUGCGACAUGAGUCUCAUGUUGUAUCUGUAGGUCUCCCAUUUUAAUGCCUUGCUCAUCUGAAAAAAUCAGAGAAAGUUCAGUCCCAUACUUCAGUCAUAAAAUCCUGCCUGGCUGCUGACAGCGCUGCGAGCCAAAGAGCAAAACGGUGGACAGCAGCAGACGAGGUUAUAACACAACUUCAGUGACAGUCAGUCACCGGAGCAGAUAGCAUCGGAGCGCCGGCCAGACUGGAAUCGUGCUGCCCUGCCUCAUGCUGUCCGCCAUCACGCUGCCUUCUGUUGCUGUCGCUCCUUCUUGGCUCCAUCACAGUUAGUUUUGUGAUCGGUGUUGUAAAGUUCUUAAUCUCCUUGUUUUUGUUUGAUAAGUUUUGGCACAUGACAAACAUUUAACAGACCUUCAGAGAGCUGUUAAAUUCAGAAACGAGUCGUUAAUUCAAACGCGAUACACUGGCAUUGUUACUAAGAAUGCAAAGCUCUGUGUGUGUGCGCGUGUAUUUUAGAUGGUUCUGCUGUUGGGUGUGUUACUGGUGGUAGUUUCUUUUCAGGAAGUUACCUUGACACAAGCGAUUUGCUUCAGUUUUGUGUCAUUGUUUAUGCCUUACAGAAUAGUUUUUCUUGUUGGAGUUCGGUACUAUACAUCCUUCUAUAUGUAAAUAUUAUACGGGUUAGUUUUCAAUGUCCUCUGUGCUUUCUUCAGUGCUUCCAUUUUUUUUAUUUAGAAAUUAGUACUGCAGCCUCCUGAUUGCUGGGAUUGAUUAUGUCAAAACAGAUGUCUGGGUUUAAAAAAAAAAACAAAAAAAUUAUAUAUUUUUUUUAACAAAAAAAUAAUUUUAAUCAACUAAAAAUUCUGACAAACAGUAUAUAUUAUUGUAUUUUGCUUUUAAAUGUUUUUUUCUUAUGUUUAAUUUUUAAAUAGAUUUAUGUUUAAAUUCAGAGAGAUUUGACAAUGUACAUACGCUAUCAUUUUUAUCUCAGCAAUAUUAAUGGUAAUGUUAUCAGUUUUACAUUGACAUUGACAUUUUUCUGUUGCAUCCCAUUCACCAACUGUGCUGUAAAAUCAAUAAAGAUUGAUUAAAUAAUGUGA
Messenger RNA from Acanthopagrus latus (yellowfin seabream), 2699 nucleotides. Its product is annotated as cell surface A33 antigen-like. Gene Ontology annotation, cellular component: plasma membrane. The transcript has 7 exons. The coding region runs from base 145 to 1407 and encodes 420 amino acids. Lineage: Eukaryota; Metazoa; Chordata; Actinopteri; Spariformes; Sparidae. The record is from RefSeq and is a predicted model, not a curated record.